AUGAAAAACUCACAACUCUACGAGCUUCAACCCGAUCCAUACGAUGUUACACAACGAAAAUUCGUGCGAUUUUGUCUUUUUAACGAUGUGAAAAAUGCGGUGAGUUUAUUCACUAUUAGAAAAAAAAUUGGCGAACAAUUUAUGGAAAAAAAAUUUCAGGCCGAACUUUGUCAACUUUUACGAGAGCAGAAAAUCGACGCCGCUUUAAUACGAUCAGAAUUGGUGAGUGAAUAUUAUUUUUUGAAUAUUUGAUGGAGCGAAUCAAAUAUAUUUUGACAGGUUUUGGAACCAUUUGUGCUUUUGGCCGCGGCGAAUCGCGCUGUACAUCAAUCAGCUCACAAUCGAAUGAGUUGUCGAAGUUUGUCAGCUGAACUCAUUUAUUCAUUGUCACCCAGUAGAAAUGUAAGUUCUCGUCUAUCUAAUGAUUUUUUUUCGAAAACAAAAUUUUUUCCAGAUUUCCGACUCUCUCGUAACCUUCGGCAUCUCAGAAAACAGCACAUCAAUAAUCGCUGCAACAUUCGAUGACAAAAGUGGCUCACUGAUGAAAAAACUAGCGAAAAAAAUCAAGGCGAAAUCGGUGCCCUUCGAAAAUCUCGGAAAAUCGUCCAAUGUCUCAUUGAUCAAAAAAGUGUAUCAAGUGGGAAAUCCAAGUUUUGCGCCAGAAUCCUUGCCAGAUCACAUCAUCUCAAGAAUUGUCUCAAAAGAUUUCGUCUCAUAA
Caenorhabditis angaria is the source of this 718-nucleotide messenger RNA. The record is from the annotation of a GenBank genome assembly. NCBI's taxonomy places the organism in Eukaryota, Metazoa, Nematoda, Chromadorea, Rhabditida, Rhabditidae.